CCGGGCAGCGCUGCGCUGCGGCUCCGAGGCUCGGCCGCCGCGGGGAAGGCGCGGGAGGCGGUGCUGCGGCCGGCACAGCCGGUUUGGGUUGCGGGAGGCGGGCGGGGGAGGAGCGCGGCGGGCGGAGGAGGAGCGCGGCGGGCGGGCUGGCCCGGCCGGGCGCAGAACGUUGCUAAAACCCGGCUCCGUGCGCCCAGGGGCGGCUGAUGCCCCCGGCGCUCCCCACUCCGCUGCCGCAACCGGGCCGCGUCUGGACGGGGCGCCGCACCGCGGGGCCGACGCCGGGCCACGAUGCUGCUCGGGGCGUCUCUGGUGGGGGUGCUGGUGUUUUCCAAGCUGGUGCUGAAGCUGCCCUGGACCCAGGUGGGGUUUUCCCUUUUGCUGCUCUACUUGGGGUCUGGCGGCUGGCGAUUCAUCCGCGUCUUCAUCAAGACCAUCAGGCGGGAUGUCUUUGGCGGCCUGGUGCUCCUGAAGGUGAAGGCCAAAGUGCGACGGUACCUGCGGGAGCGGGCCACCGUGCCCGUCCUGUUUGCCUCCACGGUGCGGCGCCACCCCGACAAGACGGCCCUGAUCUUCGAGGGCACGGACACCCGCUGGACCUUCCGCCAGCUGGAUGGCUACUCGAGCAGCGUGGCCAACUUCCUGCAGGCCCGGGGCCUGGCUCCAGGCGACGUGGCUGCCCUCUUCAUGGAGAACCGCAAUGAGUUUGUGGGCCUGUGGCUGGGCAUGGCCAAGCUGGGCGUGGAGGCGGCGCUCAUCAACACCAACCUGCGGCGCGACGCCCUGCGCCACUGCCUCACCACCUCCCGCGCACGGGCCCUCAUCUUUGGCAGCGAGAUGGCCGCAGCCGUCUGUGAGAUCCACGCCAGCCUGGACCCCUCGCUCAGCCUUUUGUGCUGCGGCUCCUGGGAGCCCAGUGCGGUGCCCACCGGGACAGAGCACCUAGACCCUCUGCUGGAUGCGGCCCCCAAGCACCUGCCCAGCCGCCCUGAUAAGGGCUUCACAGAUAAGCUCUUCUACAUCUAUACGUCCGGCACCACAGGGAUGCCCAAAGCCGCCAUCGUGGUGCACAGCAGGUAUUACCGCAUGGCCGCCCUGGUGUACUAUGGAUUCCGCAUGCGGCCCGAUGACAUUAUCUAUGACUGCCUGCCCCUCUACCACUCCGCAGGGAACAUCGUGGGAAUCGGACAGUGCCUCAUCCACGGCAUGACAGUGGUGAUCCGGAAGAAGUUCUCAGCCUCCCGGUUCUGGGACGACUGUAUCAAGUAUAACUGCACGAUCGUGCAGUACAUCGGUGAGCUGUGCCGCUAUCUCCUGAACCAGCCGCCGCGGGAGGCGGAGACCCAGCACCAGGUGCGCAUGGCGCUGGGCAACGGCCUCCGGCAGUCCAUCUGGACCAGCUUCUCCAGCCGCUUCCGCAUCCCCCAGGUGGCCGAGUUCUACGGGGCCACCGAGUGCAACUGCAGCCUGGGCAACUUCGACAGCCAGGUGGGCGCCUGUGGCUUCAACAGCCGCAUCCUGUCCUUCGUGUACCCCAUCCGGCUGGUCCGCGUCAAUGAGGACACCAUGGAGCUGAUCCGGGGGCCAGAUGGCGUCUGCAUUCCCUGUCAGCCAGGUGAGCCAGGCCAGCUGGUGGGCCGCAUCAUCCAGCAAGACCCCCUGCGCCGUUUUGAUGGCUACCUCAAUCAGGGCGCCAACAACAAAAAGAUCGCCAAGGACGUCUUUAAGAAGGGGGACCAGGCCUACCUCUCUGGUGAUGUGCUGGUGAUGGACGAGCUAGGCUACCUGUACUUCCGGGACCGCACGGGGGACACGUUCCGCUGGAAAGGCGAGAACGUGUCCACCACUGAGGUGGAAGGCACCCUCAGCCGCCUGCUGGACAUGGCCGACGUGGCGGUGUACGGCGUCGAGGUGCCUGGAACUGAGGGCCGGGCUGGAAUGGCUGCUGUGGCCAGCCCCGCAGGCACCUGUGACUUGGAGCACUUCGCACAGGUCUUAGAGAAGGAGCUGCCCCUGUAUGCCCGGCCCAUCUUCCUGCGCUUCCUGCCUGAGCUGCACAAAACAGGGACCUACAAGCUCCUUAAGACAGAGCUGCGAAAGGAAGGCUUUGACCCAGCUGUCGUGAAAGACCCGCUGUUCUACCUGGACGCCCGCCAGGGCCGCUACGUCCCCCUGGACCGACAGGCCUACACCCGCAUCCAGGCCGGGGAAGAGAAGCUGUGAUUUGCCCCCCACGUCCCUCUGAGGGUCCUGGGCAAUGCCAGACCAAAGCAAGCCGGGCCUGGCCCCUCCAGCCCAAGGUGCUGGCCCCUCCCUCCACGACUGCCAAGUGACUCACUGCCGCCCGCCCACCCGCCCUGCGGAGGUUUUCUGUGAAAGCCACCUGUCCAGGCUCGCCUUCUGGGCUGGGGGUUCUCGGGGCUCUGGGGUGAGCAGGACCCCCUCAGGAUGAUGUCUUGAGUCAGGCAGGGCAGGGGGAGGGGUCACCAGGCUCUCCCGAGAGCAGGGAGCUUGUCACUGGGACCAAGGCAGAAGCCCGCAGACUCAGGAAGCCAGCAGGAGGGGCACGCGCAGUGGCUGGCACUGAUGGUGAAGAGCGUCCUGCCCAGAGCUGCUCCGCCUCACGCCGGCCUGCUCACACCUCGGGGGCGGGGCCGCAGAGGAGGACCCUGUGUGGCCCCCACGCCCCACCUGCAGCAGGACGUCAGGACACAGCUCCCCAUGUCUGUCUCCCCACUCCCCCAUCCUCCUCAGGCAGGGCCUUCUGUCCGUAGGUCCAUCUGUGUCACUGUCUCUGUCCCAGUCCCUGCCUGGCUGAGAGGAGGAUGGGUGGGGGAGGGGGAGGGCUCAGGGGCCAAUAAACUCCGCCUUGACUCCGUCCA
Molecule: messenger RNA, 2882 nt
Organism: Oryctolagus cuniculus (rabbit)
Lineage: Eukaryota; Metazoa; Chordata; Mammalia; Lagomorpha; Leporidae
Gene: SLC27A4
Product: solute carrier family 27 member 4
Biological process (GO): medium-chain fatty acid transport; long-chain fatty acid metabolic process; long-chain fatty acid import into cell
Cellular component (GO): endoplasmic reticulum membrane; plasma membrane
Molecular function (GO): oleoyl-CoA ligase activity; long-chain fatty acid transmembrane transporter activity
Source: RefSeq, a predicted model, not a curated record